Molecule: messenger RNA, 1912 nt
Organism: Impatiens glandulifera
Lineage: Eukaryota; Viridiplantae; Streptophyta; Magnoliopsida; Ericales; Balsaminaceae
Product: cytochrome P450 90A1-like
Exons: 7
Coding region: 213-1691 (492 amino acids)
Biological process (GO): brassinosteroid homeostasis; brassinosteroid biosynthetic process; sterol metabolic process
Molecular function (GO): iron ion binding; oxidoreductase activity, acting on paired donors, with incorporation or reduction of molecular oxygen; heme binding
Source: RefSeq, a predicted model, not a curated record
GCUCUAGAGGCUGGUAAUUGAAUUGCCCGGAGAGAGAGAGAGAAAGAGAUGCUUCCCGACAUUAAUGUCGUUUCACCAUCGUUGUAGAUUUUGUUGCAGAUAGAUUACCCACCCGUGUGCAACGCCAUUAAUGCCCGAUCCAUCCUCUUUUUCAUCUCCUCCUCCAAUUGUUAAUUCUCUCUCUCUCUCUCUCUCUUUCUCUCUCUGGCUCCAUGGAUACUCUGUUUUUCUCUCUUCUUCUACUCUUCCCAUCACUCUCUCUCCUCCUAUUCUUCAUCCACUCUUCCCGUUUUACUCAAAGGAGCCGUCGCCUUCCGCCAGGUAACUCCGGCCUUCCACUAAUCGGCGAGACCCUUCAAUUAAUCGCCGCCUACAAGACUGAAAACCCGGAACCCUUCAUAGACCAACGGGUAGCCCGAUUCGGCACAAUUUUCACCACCCACAUCUUCGGCGAACGGACGGUCUUCUCAGCCGAUCCGGAAACCAACCGGUUCAUCGUUCAGAACGAGGGCCGGCUGUUCGAGUCGAGCUAUCCCGGUUCAAUCUCGAACCUUCUUGGAAAACACUCUCUUCUUCUUAUGAGAGGAAAUCUCCAUAAGAGAAUGCAUUCUCUCACUAUGAGCUUCGCUAAUUCUUCCAUUUUAAGAGACCAUCUUCUGCUCGACAUAGACCGCCUCGUCCGUCUCAACCUCGAUUCUUGGACCGGCCGUGUCCUGUUAAUGGAAGAGGCCAAGAAGAUAACUUUUGAGUUGACAGUGAAGCAGCUAAUGAGUUUUGAUCCAUGUGAAUGGACGGAGAAAUUGAGGAAAGAGUACAUGCUUGUUAUUGAAGGAUUUUUUUCCAUCCCUCUUCCUCUUCUUUCCCCAACUUACCGUAGAGCCAUCAAAGCGAGAGGGAAGGUGGUGAAGGCAUUGAGGCUGGUUGUGAGAGAGAGAAGGAGAGAGGUUAUCAUGAAGAAGGACAUGCUGGCGGCUUUGUUGGAGGAGGACGGCGGUGGUGGUGGCGGCGGCGGUGGAGGGUUGUCUGAGGAGGAGAUAGUUGAUUUCAUGUUGGCUUUGUUGGUGGCUGGAUAUGAGACCACUUCUACAAUCAUGACACUAGCCGUCAAGUUUCUUACUGAGACCCCUCUCGCUUUGGCCCAGCUAAAGGAAGAGCAUGAAGCAAUAUUAAAAGCAAAGAAAGUUGGAUCGGAAUCAGAAGCUGUGGAAUGGGAUCAUUAUAACAAAUCAAUGCCCUUCACCCAAUGUGUUGUGAAUGAGACAUUGAGAGUUGCCAACAUUAUAAGCGGGGUAUUUAGGCGAACAAUAGCUGAUGUGAAUGUUAAGGGUUACACGAUCCCAAAAGGAUGGAAGGUUUUUGUUUCGUUUAGGGCAGUUCAUAUGGACCAACAACAUUUCAAGGACGCUCGAACUUUCAAUCCUUGGAGAUGGCAGGAUCAAAACAUGAUCACUAACAUGUCGGGAUUAGGCGCCAACAACAACAAUACUUAUGCGCCAUUUGGGGGAGGGCCAAGGCGGUGCCCAGGUUCUGAUCUUGCUAGGGCUGAGAUAUCCGUCUUUCUUCAUCAUCUCGUCACUCGAUUCAGUUGGGUUCCUGCUGAGGAUGACAAGCUAGUGUUCUUCCCCACUACCAGGACGCAGAAACGAUAUCCCAUCAUUGUCAAACGCAUACAACGCCAUUCUUCUUCUUAAAAGUUUUUAAAUUUAAUUAAGAGCUAGCUAUAUUAUAUAUAGGAUUAUUAAUUAAUUAAUUAAUCUUCCUAUAUAUAUUAUAUAUUUGGAUGGGUUUGUAUUAGGAAAUAACCAUAUGUUUCUUUUUAAUUAUCAAGUAUCAUCAUCAUCUAUAUAUAAUAGUAAAAUAAUGUGAUCAUGUUUUGUGUAUAUCUCUUUUACUAUAUUAUAUUAUCUUUUCC